AUGAGGAGAGCGAGCCGACACAAACAUCAGCCUAACAAUAACCCUCUAACGUUACACGUUGCAUAUCUAUCAUAUAAAACACCUCAAUCGCUACAAUGUGACGCGCAAACGUCGACUCUAAACGUCUUUGUUUAUCGGUGUUUUUCCUCCGUGGCGCGUCGCGCGAAAGUCCACUUCGGUUUUUACGCGAUGCUCCAAAAAUCUAUGAAAUGUGUUUGCAUGUUCUUCUGGAUGUAGAGGUGGGAUUGUGAGAAUCGAAAGGUUGGUGAGCCCACACGCUCAGCUUCCCAGAAAGUACGUUUAGCAAUAAUUUACUGUCCUCUUCCUCGCGCGCUCGUUUCGGUCGAAGGCUACAUGAUUUCUGGGAGUGUAGAAUAAGGUUUUUCUCGCUUCUUUUGGCCAUCAAUCCCCACGACAGGCUUGGAGAAGGGGCGCUCGGACAGUGGAAGCCCUCCCCUCCGCUCGGAUCUGCCUUGGUAGUUUACAGGUUUUCAGUGGAAAGAUGUGGACGAGGGCUGAAUUCUAGAGCGAAAGGUGUCGGGGUCUGCCUGCCAUUGGCCGGCCAAUUUGCCCGUUUAGGGGAGGCUCCACCCUCACCUGGGUACUGAGCGGAUCAUAAGCGCUGCCUGGCUCCUCCCUUGCCAGCCCCCGUCCCCUCCCCAACCCCGCCCCCCCUCCCACGCACACACCCCGGGGCUGGACCAUGUCUGUCGGACAGCCGGUGGGCAGCCGGACACCCAAGGCUCAGGACCAGGAUGAGGACCAGGACAAGCGUAGCAGUAGGGAGAACAGCCCCGUCAUCGAACGUCGCAACCGCAGCGGUAUCAUCAGCGAGCCCCUCAGCAAGAGCCUGAAGAGGUCUCGCACCCUCUCGCAGUACACUGCCGCAUGUCCCCAGACCGCCAACGGACUGAAACACAACGGCCAGGCUAAGGGUCACGCGGCCAAGCCCCAGCCUGCUCAGCAGCAACAGCAGCAGCCUUCCGCCUCGGCCUUGGUGCCGAGCAAGCUGGACCGGACCCUGGAACAGGUGUUGGAGGGACAGAACGGCCUGUUGCACUUUGCCCAGGCAGCUGCGCUGCUUAAGCGGGCAGGCAUGGAGCACAUGCUCCUGCCAGGGGGAAUGGGAGUGGGCAUGGGUGGGGUGGGGGGUGAAGCGGGUACGGUAGACCUGGAGGGGGCGUCGGUGGCCGACACAGUGGGGGGCCACACAGACUUCCCGUACGGCGUGGGCGGAGGCUUCCCCUUCAAUCCGGGCCUUUUCAUCAUGACACCGGCCGGGGUCUUCCUCGCUGACAGUGCGCUACACAUGGCCGGCUUGACGGAGUACCCAGUGCAAAACGACCUGGCCUCCGCCAUUAGCUCCGGGAAGAAGAAGCGAAAACGCUGUGGCAUGUGCCCACCUUGCCGGCGCAGGAUUAACUGCGAGCAGUGCAGCAGUUGCCGGAACCGCAAGACGGGCCACCAGAUCUGCAAGUUCCGCAAGUGCGAGGAGCUCAAGAAGAAACCGUCUGCUGCACUGGAGAAGGUGAUGCUGCCGACAGGAGCAGCGUUCCGGUGGUUCCAGUAGGACUGUGACCUCUGACCUCCACCCAAAGCUCUGCCAUCAAGUGCAAUGCCAACUCUCGCUUGGAUCAUCUCAGCGCCGACACUGGCUGACAAACACAGACUACGUGACAAAAAGAGCAACUACGAGAAAAACUUCAUCGCAAGAUACAGAACAAUAAAGCAACGAUACAAAAAGAAUCAAACGAGUUAUGGAUGCACCUACUUAUUCCUUGAACCAAAAAUUAAACAUAAAUAAAAAAUAUCUAUGGCAACUUUCAUUCCCUUUUAUAUGUUUCCAUUUUGGUACCUUUUUGUCCCUUUUCCAGCAGAUUUUUUUCUGUGGCUUAGACAUGGAACUGUUCAUUGACAAACAGGAAUGAUGGACUGAGUGUGGACAAUCAACUAAAUCUCUGUGUUUGGUGUUAAUGUUGUUCAUGUGUGGAAAGAAACAGUACUUGUGUAGAGAAUGUAAAUUUUACGGCUAUAUUUUAAAAUUAGUGGCUAAUGGCAAGCACUAUUGUAAUUUAGGACCAUUGCUCUUACUUAAAAAAAAAACUGUAUUUUAUGAUUGUUUCCUUUUUUUUAAGUUUGAUUUAAAUUUAUAGUUUUGAAAACUGAUCAGUGUUUGAAGGGAAUAGUAAAUAUUCCAAAAUGUACGAAUGCGGUUUUCGGAAUAAUUUGAAGAACAAAUAUGCAUCAUGCAAAAUAUCAAAUUGCCAUUGUUUCUAUAUGGUUGUUACUACUGGAAACAAACAUUUCUGUUUGUUUUACUGUACCGGCAGCAUUGUGUUAUAUCGUCAGAUUGCAUCGUAUCUCAUCAUGUAAUAUUACGUUAUAUCACGCACCAUAACAAUGUGUUACGUCUCGUGAUGUCACGUUAUAUUACGAAGUGUCACCGAUUAUUGUGUUCUCAAUGUACUGGUCUGAAUUUUUACGGAGCCCUCCACAGCAUUUGGAGACAAGCACUCGGCUCGGCUCAAUCGAACGCACUGAAAGAAAUAACUUUUUAUUUUGUUGUUUGCCGGUAGCUACAUCUUUUAAAAGCAGCAAUGUUUGUAUUGGAUUAGAACUAUGGGCUGGUUUUGUGAAUAAAAACAAAUGCAUGUAUUUGUGUCAAAAAUUUACAACCCUGA
Molecule: messenger RNA, 2681 nt
Organism: Misgurnus anguillicaudatus (oriental weatherfish)
Lineage: Eukaryota; Metazoa; Chordata; Actinopteri; Cypriniformes; Cobitidae
Gene: cxxc5a
Product: CXXC finger protein 5a
Cellular component (GO): nucleus
Molecular function (GO): zinc ion binding; methyl-CpG binding
Source: RefSeq, a predicted model, not a curated record